AGAAGACAUGGAGGCCAUGUUGUCAAGGGGGGCAACCGGAUUCGCAAGUCCGUCGGGUGGAGAUGGGCGUCGCGGAAGCCAUCUGGACCGCUUAAUCACGGGUAUUGACUCACCGAGGACGCUGGUCGACCCUCCCCGCUUCCGCAAGAGCCCAAGUGCUCCCCGGGUGGGUGAGCCAGAACGGCCCACGCAACUGCUGCCGCUUCCAGGGCUUCCCCCGGCGCAUAUGCAGCAUGACCUUGCGCCCAACACGACCACCCCGGCGUCACAGCCUGCCGCAUCUAAGCGCCAGCUGCGGGUGGAACUGCCUGAGGCAGGGCAAGGGCAGGGCGUGGGGUUGUCCGCCCUGCAAGGCGUGCCUGGGCAACCUCAGGCAGCCGAGCAGCCCGCGGAAGCAGUCGUGGUGCAGUUGGCUGCUCAAGAGCCUCUUGGGGUGGUACCCAGCGGGUCGGCGGUGUGUCCCGACGACGCCACCUUGCAGCCAGCCAAGCCUGCCGACGAGGAUCUUGCCGCCCUACCUGCAUGUACCGAGCCGGCUUUGGAGAGGCCGCUGAUAGUGCCGCCGCUUCCACUAGCGCAACACGCAGACACGGGAGCCGGAGAUUGGGUGUCGGCGCCUGAGAUUACGCCCGUAAAGGAGGAAGCCGUCGUUGGUGCAGGGCCUUUCCAGCUGCGUUCGCACUUUCCAUUGCCAAGCCUGGCUGACAUCCCGGAGCACCCUUCGCCCGAUGCCGCGUCAGCCGCCGUGGCGCCGUUGUCUCCCGCCAUGUCAGCCCGCACAGCCAUAUCCAUUCCAACCUGCGGCGCUGAUCGUGUCUCCAGCAUCGGGACACCGUGCCUCACGCCGGUGGCGGCGGCGGCUCCUCGUGCUGGG
Astrephomene gubernaculifera is the source of this 874-nucleotide messenger RNA. The record is from the annotation of a GenBank genome assembly. NCBI's taxonomy places the organism in Eukaryota, Viridiplantae, Chlorophyta, Chlorophyceae, Chlamydomonadales, Astrephomenaceae.